AAAUGAGAUAGAUCUAGGCACACCCAUUCCCCAAACAACUCCAAUUCUUCUUCUUCUUCUUCUUCUUUUGUUCCGAUCAUGGUUCUCUCUAAGGCUGUUUCGCAGUCCGAUGUCUCCGUCCACUCUACCUUCGCUUCUCGCUACGUUAGAACCUCUCUUCCAAGGUUCAGAAUGUCUGAUAACUCGAUCCCAAAGGAAGCAGCGUACCAGAUCAUAAACGACGAACUUAUGUUGGACGGAAAUCCUAGGCUGAACUUGGCGUCGUUUGUGACGACUUGGAUGGAGCCUGAGUGCGAUAAGCUUAUUAUGUCCUCUAUUAACAAGAACUACGUAGACAUGGACGAGUACCCCGUUACCACUGAGCUUCAGAACCGGUGUGUGAACAUGAUAGCGCAUCUUUUCAACGCGCCAUUAGGUGAGUCAGAGGCUGCAGUGGGAGUGGGAACAGUGGGAUCCUCUGAAGCCAUCAUGUUGGCUGGUUUGGCUUUCAAAAGAAAGUGGCAAAACAGACGCAGGGCCCAAGGCUUGCCCAUCGAUAAGCCCAAUAUUGUUACUGGAGCCAAUGUCCAGGUGUGUUGGGAGAAAUUUGCAAGGUACUUUGAGGUGGAGUUAAAGGAGGUGAAGUUAAGAGAAGGGUACUAUGUGAUGGACCCUGAGAAAGCCGUUGAGCUAGUUGAUGAGAACACCAUCUGCGUUGCUGCUAUUUUGGGCUCCACUCUUAAUGGUGAAUUUGAAGAUGUCAAACUACUAAAUGAUCUUCUUGUAAAAAAGAAUGAAGAAACUGGAUGGGAUACUCCCAUUCACGUGGACGCAGCAAGUGGUGGCUUCAUAGCACCAUUUCUAUAUCCGGAACUGGAAUGGGACUUCCGGCUCCCGCUUGUGAAGAGCAUCAACGUUAGUGGGCACAAGUACGGCUUGGUCUAUGCCGGAAUCGGUUGGGUCGUCUGGAGAAGCAAAGAAGACUUACCAGAUGAGCUCAUCUUCCACAUCAACUAUCUUGGGGCGGACCAACCCACUUUCACUCUCAACUUCUCAAAAGGUUCUAGCCAAGUCAUUGCUCAGUACUACCAACUAAUAAGGUUGGGUUAUGAGGGCUACAGGAAUGUCAUGGAGAAUUGUACGGAGAACAUGAUAGUACUGAAAGAAGGUUUGGAGAAAACAGGUCGGUUCAACAUAAUCUCUAAAGACCAAGGAGUACCAUUGGUGGCCUUCUCAUUGAAAGACAACCAUAGCCACAACGAGUUCGAGGUGUCGGACAUGCUGAGGCGCUUCGGCUGGAUUGUCCCGGCCUACACCAUGCCUCCCGAUGCCCAGCACAUCACUGUGCUGCGCGUCGUGAUAAGAGAAGACUUCUCACGCACCUUGGCCGAGCGUCUGGUCAAUGAUAUCCAGAAAGUUCUUAAUGAGCUUGAUGCUCUUCCCUCGAAGCUUCUCACUGCCAAGAUGGCUGUCACUGAGGAUGACAAUGACCUUGUUCCUCCCGGUAGUCCUGUCAUUGCUAAGAAGAGUGCCUUGGAGAUGCAAAGGGAGAUCACUACCAUUUGGAAGAAGUUCGUCUUGGACAGGAAGAAGACCAAUGGUGUUUGUUGAAAUUAACACCACCAUCUACCACUACCUCUACGUAACUAUUUGUUAUUUAUUGGCUUAAUUAAUUAUCAGUUUUAUUUCUCUGUGAUCGAAUUAUAUUUUGAUAUUUGUGUGUCCAUGAGGCAUUUAUAUAUAGCUAGAUCACUAUUGAGUAUGGAUUUGUUUUUGUUUGUAAUUUGUUAUUCGACGUGGUAACUUAUAAUUAAUCAAACUUCUCUGUUUAUGCUUCUCA
Molecule: messenger RNA, 1819 nt
Organism: Humulus lupulus (European hop)
Lineage: Eukaryota; Viridiplantae; Streptophyta; Magnoliopsida; Rosales; Cannabaceae
Product: glutamate decarboxylase 1
Exons: 6
Coding region: 79-1590 (503 amino acids)
Biological process (GO): L-glutamate catabolic process
Cellular component (GO): cytosol
Molecular function (GO): pyridoxal phosphate binding; glutamate decarboxylase activity
Source: RefSeq, a predicted model, not a curated record